Molecule: messenger RNA, 738 nt
Organism: Coffea arabica (coffee)
Lineage: Eukaryota; Viridiplantae; Streptophyta; Magnoliopsida; Gentianales; Rubiaceae
Source: RefSeq, a predicted model, not a curated record
AUGGAUGAUUUAAUAAGACGGAGUUAUGAUAACUUGCGUCACAUGUACAAGUCGUGUUUUCUCUACCUUGGUGUCUUCCCUGAAGUCUUGGAGAUCCAAGUUUCAAAAUUGUUCCAAUUGUGGAUAGUGGAAGGCUUCAUUCCCCAAAUUGAGAAAGCAGGCAUGGAGGAAAUAGCAGAGCAAUCAAAAGCUGAAAAUCUUUUCCAUGAAUGUGACAUGGGGACGGUUUCAUCUUCCAGCCAUCGCCUAUUCUGCAUUAACUCUCAAUUUGCGAACUACAUUUCCAAUCAACAGCUUGCUCAGAAUCAAUCUCCUGGCGGUGAAAACCUACAAACUCUAUCUACCGUUUCACCUGAAAGUCUUACAAAAGAUGUGUUUAAAAGGGCUAAAAACCUUAAGAAGCUUGGCAUAUGUGGGAAGUUAAACAAUCUUGUGGAGGGCAAUGGCGAGUCUAGUUUGUCUGACAGUCUUUGCGAACUGGACUCCCUUGAAAAUUUGAAGCUAUAUGGUGAUGAUGUAAACUCCAAGCUGCUUACCCUUCCUCAGGCACACAAAUUCCCUCCAAGGCUGAGUCUGCACAACACAAGUCUAGAUUGGAAUUACAUGUCUAUACUGGGGAACCUUGGGAAUCUUGACGUGCUCACGUUGAAGGACUAUGCUUUUAAGGGAGAUUAUUGGAAGACUAAGCGAGGGGGUUUUCCUUCUCUGAAAGUUUCUUCAUUGGAGCUACGGAUUUAA